AUAGGCAACUUAUCACCUUAAAUAAAGAGUGCGUAAAAAAAAUCACUCAAAAAAGAGGUACAUAAUAUCUACUAAAAUCUUUACCAUUUUAGUCAUCUAUGGAGAAUAUUAUUAGAAGAGUUGGCUAUAAUUGGGCCACUUUAGCUUUGUUCAUGGCCUUUGCAAUGAGCAUUGCUACUCAACUUUACGUAGCUAAUGCCUCCGAUCCUUCUCCCCUUCAAGAUUUUUGUGUCGAGGCGCAUCACUUUAAUUCUGGAGCCUAUGUGAACGGGAAGUACUGUAAGAACGAGGAUGCAGUAACAACGAACGAUUUCGUGUUCAAAGGGUUUGACCAACCUGGAGACACAAACAACACUCAAGGAGCUAAGGCCACACUAAUCGAUAUCAACAAAUUCGCAGCGGUUAACACGCUAGGGGUGUCCAUUGCUCGUGUAGAUUUCGGACCGUAUGGUCUAAACACUCCUCAUUUUCACCCUCUAGGCUCGGAGAUAUUUGCCGUGCUAGAGGGCACCCUAUAUGCUGGUUUUGUGACAACUAAGAAUAAACUUUAUGACACGGUACUUAAAAAAGGUGACAUAAUUGUUUUUCCACAAGGUUUGUUACAUUUUCAACUAAAUCUUGAUGAUACGGACGCUUUUGCAAUUGCAACAUUUGGUAGCCAAAAUCCGGGACGUAUUAACAUUGCUGAUGGUGUGUUUGGAACACCUAUCUUAGAUGAGGUGCUUACCAAGGCCUUUCAAGUAAAUGAGAAGGCGAUCGAACAACUUCGAGCUCAAUUUUCGACUGACAACGUCUCCGAUGAUAAUCCCCGGAAAUCAAUUCUAAAACUAUUAUCUCAAGUUUCAAGAUAAUAAUGCUACUAGUAGUUCAUUUUUAAGUAUGGUAUGUUUGGAAAAUAUUAAUGGGUGAUCAAGUUGUGUGAUAUUCACCCAUAAGAGAUAAAAGUAGUGCGUGAUUUGAUGUUUGAGGUUGUAUUGGAACUAAAUAAAAUAUUGAUG
Molecule: messenger RNA, 998 nt
Organism: Chenopodium quinoa (quinoa)
Lineage: Eukaryota; Viridiplantae; Streptophyta; Magnoliopsida; Caryophyllales; Amaranthaceae
Product: putative germin-like protein 2-1
Exons: 3
Coding region: 99-851 (250 amino acids)
Cellular component (GO): cell wall
Molecular function (GO): manganese ion binding
Source: RefSeq, a predicted model, not a curated record